AUGAAGGAAGCAGCGAGAGUGUUAGGCAGGGGGAUGCCCCUGGAUGUGGCUUGCUACCACGGGGCAGAGGGCGACUGUGGAGAAGAAUGGGGAUACCCUGAAAGGACUUUCGUGUACAUGGAACGUACAGAUGAGCCAUCAGGUGCUUGCACAAAUGUCAUAUUAAAUUUUAAAAAGCUAAAGUUAAGAAGCGAACAAAAUGUUGCUCAAAUGGUACGUCAAAAUCGUGCAACCAUAUUGGAUGCGUUAAAAAAGGCAGAGGUGGGAAUAGCAGCAGAUGGCAGUAACAAAAUAGGGAUACCUUCCCUAAAGAAUAAAGAAGUUGAAUCGGGAAAAUGUGAUAACCAGGAAAAGGCAAAGAAUUUAAUUGUGUGGGAAUUGGAUCUGUCCUGGAAUUAUUUUACACACCUAUCCAUUGACAAUAUUUUGUGUGUUCUCAUCGAGAAUGAAAUAAUUGGUGAGGGGAGUGUUUUAAAGGUGCACAAUUUAAAAACAAUAAACAUACAAAAAAAUCUUUUAAUUAUUUUUCCCUACUGGGGGAAAUACAAAUUGGAGAAUCUCCUUCAUUUGUGUUUAUCGCACAAUGAGAUUUGUGAAUUGGCACCCAUGGAUGGUUCGUCUACGCCUGCUAAAAUGGAGACACGUCCACCAUGCGGAAUUAACGUGGAGAGGGAUCCUCUCUUCGUAGCCGAGACGAAGGGAGAACAUCCUAGUGAAGAAGGGGCACUGAAUUGGCAAGCACCCAAUUUGACUCACCUUUAUUUACAACACAACAAAAUUACGUCUCUCCAUUUUGUUAAGUACUUACUCAAUGGACACAAAAAUAUUUCCCACAUAAACAUCAGUUUUAAUAGAAUAAAGUGGUUCAGUUAUUUUCCCUUUUUGGCAAAUUUGAAGCAGUUCGAUUUAUCAUUUAACACGCAAUUGUCAUGCCUCCGUGGUGACAAAGAAGUUGAGGGCAAAAGGGUGGAUAACCUUUUCAGUGCGUAUGAUCACGAAGGGGAAGGUGGACAAAACGGCUACGAGAGAAGCAAUUUUUUUAACAUGCCCUCACGUGGCGAUAAAAAGUUGAGCCAUCAAAACCUUGUUGUUACCUUAAAGUGUUUUUUCCCCAAUUUGGAAAGCAUUAAUUUGAAACACACACCAUUGUGUAGCACUUAG
This is a messenger RNA of Plasmodium fragile, 1161 nucleotides long. RefSeq lists its product as uncharacterized. The coding region runs from base 1 to 1161 and encodes 386 amino acids. Gene Ontology annotation, molecular function: protein binding. NCBI's taxonomy places the organism in Eukaryota, Apicomplexa, Aconoidasida, Haemosporida, Plasmodiidae. The record is from RefSeq and is a predicted model, not a curated record. The transcript has a single exon.